AUGAUGACGCAAAGAAAAUUUUAUGAUGAAAAUAAUCGAUCAUUGAACUAUACAAAAAUUGAUCAAUGUCAAGAUAAUAAUUGUAAUGAUAAUGAUGACUAUUAUAGACAAAUAUUACAUUUAAAUGAACAUAUUAAUUAUGAACAAGAUAUAAAAUUUAAAAUAAUAUUAACAAAUCGAUUACAUUUAAUUUUAUUUAUUUUUUUAAUUUUAACAUCUCAAUCAAAUGCUUUACCUAUUUUUCAAUCAUUACAAAGGCCAACAGAUUCUAAUCAAUAUGGAAGUUUAUCUUCUAUUCAACAAUCUCCAUUAUCGUUACCUGUUGCUAUGGUUCAAUUAAGUGAUCGUUCUUUAUAUCAUCCUCAACCAUCAUAUAAAGUCUAUCGACGUAUUUCAAAUCCCGUUCAACAACAAUUGAAAAAUAUUCCGAGUUAUUCGAAUGGUGCUGUUAUAAAGAUUUAUGAUCAAACAAAUUUUAUUCAUCAUCAUCAACAACAACAACAAUCCUCAAUGAUUGUUCAAAAUCCUAAUGAACAACAGUUAACAUUACAAUUAAAACGUGAACGACAACGUCGUGUAAUGAUUGAUAGAAUUGUUUCAAUAUUUGAUGAUGAUGGAGAUGGACAAUUAGAAAAAGAUGAAUUGUAUUCAAUGGCUUUACGUUCAAAUAUGUUUCCUAAAUUUUAUCAGUAUCUUAAACAAACAUCAUCAUAA
Messenger RNA from Rotaria sp. Silwood2, 714 nucleotides. NCBI's taxonomy places the organism in Eukaryota, Metazoa, Rotifera, Eurotatoria, Philodinida, Philodinidae. The record is from the annotation of a GenBank genome assembly.